Molecule: messenger RNA, 1683 nt
Organism: Aethina tumida (small hive beetle)
Lineage: Eukaryota; Metazoa; Arthropoda; Insecta; Coleoptera; Nitidulidae
Exons: 3
Coding region: 188-1543 (451 amino acids)
Source: RefSeq, a predicted model, not a curated record
UGAAAGAGGAGUUGUUGACAGUUUCUGUCGGCAACAAUUGUUUCUACAAAUAUUAGUUUGUUGAUAUCAAUAAAUUGUAAUUUGUCAAAAUGACAUUUCAUUAGUUCGUUUUUGUAUUCAUCACCAUUUUUUUAUCACUGAAUUUUGUCUCUUAUAUUUUGUAUUGUAAAAUUCCGAAAAACAAAAAAUGGUACAAAAAGGUAAACGACAAAUUCUAACACCGGAAGAAAAAGCGGCGCUAAGAAUCCAUGUGCGUAGAAAAUUUAAAGUUCUUGUCCAGCUGAUAAUCUAUAAUAAACGAUGGUUGGAAGGAAACGAAGACGAAAGCGAACUGGGCGACAAUGCGAUCAAAAACAUACAAAUGAUGUUGGGUAAGAAAAAGGAGAAGAGCUUGAUAGGGAGACAUCACAAAUCUAUUAUGAUGAAGGAGUCCGACAAGAGAACUUUUGAGGAAAUUGAAGAGUUGGCUCGAGUGUUGCCUUCGAAUAAGUUUUUUAGAAAAUAUGACUAUCAAUGUCUUUUGGGUUUGGCGAAAACUCUUAAGUUCUAUUAUUAUCCUGCGGGAGUCAGAAUAUAUUCACAGGGGUGUCCUCCAUUGGCCAUAUAUGUGAUAUUGGAAGGUGAAUGUAAUGGUUUGUACAAGUACUAUGAUCGCAUAACCCACUCCACCAGCAUAGCCACUUACGGACAAAUGAGAGCCGGCUAUGCCAUCGGCAUAGUAAAUGUUUUAACAGAAAAACCAAGAAGUCUUACUGUCGAAACUGCCGUUGCCUCAGAAAUUGUAGGUUUAGCCAAGGAACACUUCGACAAAAUUUUAAAAGCCAGCUACUUGAAAACAUUUAAGAAAAUGGCAGCGCAUUACAACAAAUUUCCCAAUUUACGUUAUUGGCCAGCUGACACCAAAAGAGUUUGUUCCAUCUUAUGCAAGUGGAGGUUGUUCAAGCCCAACCAAUUGUUGUUGGACGAUCAUAGUUCGUUAAAAGAUUACGCCUUUUUCAUCAUCAGCGGGACAUGUUAUUUACUGGAAUGUCUAGUUGUAAAAGUCAAAAGGAAGAAAAAGUUGACCACGUACACUUUGGCCAACAAAGAGGAAGUCAGGAGGCUUUUAUUUAAAACAUCUGAUGAUUCCAUACAGUCCAAAGAAAUAGACCACGACCUCGUGAGGAUCGAAACGCACUUUAUAAAGAUAUGCGAUUUUCGUGCAUUGGCUUGUUUCAACAUUGGAGAGAACAUCGGCACCAGACAGGUAAUCGCAAAAACUCGUGUUCACUGCUUGCUUAUUCCAAAGGUCUGGCUCUUGCAUCAAAACAUCAAUAAUGUCUGGACGAUCAUUACGGGAUAUCUAAAUAGGACCAUUCCAGACACUCAAACUGUCUUCAAGGAGUUUCUACAGCAAAUGUUUUGGAGUAAUUACAAGUUGAAAUUGGUCAAGGAAAUAAUGGAUAAUUACGUGAUUACCAACGCCAACUUCCCAGAAAAUCUUCCAUUCAGUACUCGGUUGAGUUCACCGGAAUAUUUUACUUUACACAAUAAGAAGUUGUGAUUAUUUUCAAUGAGCACAAAAUUUUCCUGUUUAAAAUUUUUAUUUGAAAUGUGAAUGUUAAAUUCUCCUGUUUUCCUUUAAAAAAUAUUUUAUUUAAUAUUCACAAAUAAAAUUAAUAGUAAUUAUAACAUGGGCUAUUU